Messenger RNA from Phyllopteryx taeniolatus (common seadragon), 4064 nucleotides. RefSeq names its product serine protease HTRA3-like. The record is from RefSeq and is a predicted model, not a curated record. NCBI's taxonomy places the organism in Eukaryota, Metazoa, Chordata, Actinopteri, Syngnathiformes, Syngnathidae. The transcript is spliced from 6 exons. Bases 280 to 876 code for a protein of 198 amino acids. Gene Ontology annotation, biological process: proteolysis. Gene Ontology annotation, molecular function: serine-type endopeptidase activity.
ACGCCAGUGGUUACUGAUUCUGCGUGGGUGGUGAUAGCGAGCCUGCAGACCUUUAUGCUUCUGAACUCACUUCAAUUGUCAGUGCGUCCCAGCAUCUUCAACAUGACUCUGCAGCUACUUUUACUUCCAGCAGCCUUUCUCUGUGGCGUCGACCUCACCAGAGCAGUAGACCGACCGUGACAGCUGCCUCCCCCCUGUCCGAGGCCCAGUUGUGCCGCCGUAUACGUCCUGGUCAGAUGCAACUGCUGCAUAGUUUGGACGUAUGGGAAUGUUUGCAAGAUGAGAGCAGCCAACCGCAAAAGAAAACCUGGGAAACCUGCAGUCCGACAAGUGCACAAACAACCGUGUGCUCCUUCAAGGACAGUGUUUGCUCAAAGUGUCUUUGUAUGUGAGCGGGAGAAGCUCCCUGUCCUGGCUCUGGGCCGUUCAGCUGAUCUCAGACCAGGAGAGUUUGUGGUGGCUAUUGGUAGCCCCUUUGCCCUGCAGAACACAGUCACCACUGGCAUCGUCAGCACAGCACAGAGAGACUGCAAGGAGCUGGGCAUCCAUGACUCUAACUUCGACUACAUCCAGACUGAUGCGAUAAUUAAUUAUGGAAAUUCUGGAGGCCCCUUUGUUAACUUGGAUGGUGAGGUGAUAGGUAUAAACAGUUUGAAAGUGACAGCAGGCAUCUCCUUUGCUAUACCCUCGGACCGAAUCAGGCGUUUUCUCGCAGAGUCAGAGUCUAAAUAUUCCUAUGUAUUGGAGUCAAAUCCGGACGAGAGCAAAGAUACCACCAUUCCUCCAAAUGGGUUGACAGAGGUGGCACAUGCAGAAGCGGGGGUUCUUGGAGGGAAGAGACGUUUAUUGGGCAUUAGAAUGCUCACAAUUACCUAAAUGUGAAGAUACCCACAUAAUGCCAUAUUGGACUACACUAUAUGUAGUUUUUUUUAACUUUGACAUUUCAUGGCGACACUUAACAAGAAUAGGAUAUUAUAUGUAUUUUCUAGUAGUGGACUUUGCAGGGUGUACUGUAUGUUUGUUUUCCUCAGUCUAGCAGCAGCAGGGAAAUGUCACAAGCCAGAUUUGCCUGACGUCAGCAGAUGUGUUUUGGUGCCACAAGUCAUACAUACGCAAUCAGAAAAGUAUGUUCACACACACAUGCAGAGACCAAAGCAAAGGCACACGCACAUGAUGGAAUGAACCUUUCUUUGCAAGGAUUAUUGCAACAAAUGUAGAUUCAACUACUUCUGGCCAGUCACAUUUUUUGGUGCCAAAAUGGCAGUAUAGUGGGCAACACAUCUACCUCACAGGGUCAUAGGUUCAAAUCUUCUGUGUGGGUUUUCUACAGGUACUCCUUCCCACAUUUUAAAAAACAUGCAUGCUAUGUUAAUUGAAGACUCUUAAAUUGUUCAGAGGUGUGAAUGUGAAUGGUUAUUUUUCUAUAUGUGCCCUACGACUGGCGACCAGUCCAGGGUGUACCCCGCUUUUUGCCCCAAAUCAUCCCAGAUAGGCUCCAGAUAACCCCCAACCCUAAUGAGAGCAAGUGCUAUGGAAAAUGCAUGGGUAGAUAUUGAAAAGGGAUGAACUCAGAUGUAUUUGUAGAUGUGUCUUGUACAUAAUCCAGUUUUAGUCUUUUGGGAUAUGAGGAAUACAGGAAGGGGUUGUUAUUGUGAAGUUGAAUAGUCGAGCAGUACAAAACACGGAGGACACCCAUAAGCGCUUGUUAAGUGCAGUGCAUGCAGCCCCUACGGUAUGAUUGAAAUGUACUGUAUGUCAUUUUUGCUCUGUACCCUUUGUUUUUGAAUAAAUACAUGUUCCAAUGGAUAAUGUAUACGCGACAUCACAGGUGUCAAACUGGUGGCCCGGGGGCCAGAUCCGGCCCGCCACAUCAUUUUAUGUGGCCUCCGAAAGCAAAUCAAAAUUGCUAAUUGUAUUUAGGUGUAAUAACAUUGAGAUAUUUGCAAACAUUUUUCUGUUACCAACCCCCCUUUGAAAACACAUGUAAUAGUGGAAAAACAUGUUUUUAUAGGCUUCUGAUUUCAAAACUGGUUAUUCAUGAAUGUGUUGUGUAUAUUGUAUGUAAUUAUAGGUGGUAAUCUUUUGUUUAUUUGGGUUCACAGUCGUAGCGAAACCUCCGAGGGCAGUCAUAACUAUGAUGUGGCCCGUGACAAAAAUGAGUUUGACACCCCUGCACAUGGAAAUGACUCCUUUGUAAAAACCACAGCCACACUCCACCUGUAAAAAUGAUGAAGUUGUCUCUUUUGUUUAGCUCAUCCCAUCUCUAAAUGAAAAUACAUUAUCAGUGAAACAAUGUCAAUCUGGCAUAAAGACAAAUAGCAAAGUAAAUUUACCCAUACACAGUCUCUGGAAAAUGGCAUAACUUGAUUAUCGUACGUGAAGUUGAUCUGAACAACGAUUUGACCUUUUUUUCGCAUCAAUGUUGUCACCACCAGAAACGGUUUGUGGCAGUUGUGGCUUUUCAAUAAUGGCCGCUAGGGCGCUGCCACACCACUGACAGUGGUCAUCUUAUUACUUUCCUUGAAGACAAAACGUUCGUUAAAUUUUUUUUAGAAUAAAAUACAAAUAUUUCAAAUUUUAUCUAUAUCUAUUUUUAAAUGAGUAGGAUAAAUAGUACAUAGUUCAUGAAGUUUCUGUUAUGUUCAUCUCUGUUGUCCGAUUUCGCGACACAUUUCCAGUCUGGGGCGCAUAAGUGUGAUAAAGAAUGGGGAUGGGGAAGGGUAUGAAAACAUCUCUUGAGUCCCAGGCUGGACAAAUUGCUACCACAUUGCCCAGUAGGAGCCUCCAUGUUAUACGUCUCCCCGAAGGGUGUGCUGCGAUGUGUGUGUGCUUCGAAGUCCUUUGUGUGAGCGUUUGGUUGUGGAUUGGUAUGGCAAAAGCCAUACAAUAAUAGUGGCGCAGCAGAUCACACAAAGGUGACACGUGUUUAUCCUUCAACAGACAAAACUCCUCUUAAGAUCCACAAUUUAAAAUGUUUUACCUACAUAACUUGACAGUGGACAUGUAAAUCCUUCAACUGGCCACAUCAUUAGGUACAGCUGCACAAUCUAAUGUUAUGCAAUCAAGAGUAUGCAUUACGAUAUGCAUAAGAGAUAUGCAUUUAAGAGUAUUAUUAAAAGUUGUCUUUACAGAGAUGAUUUCUUUACCACUGUCAGAGAAGUUUAUUGUUGUGGUUGUAGUUUGCAGUGAUGCAGGACUGAAUUAUGUCAAACUAAGAGGUGUUUUCUAAUACUGUGACUGUCAUAUAGCUAAAUUAGGUUUUUAAAAAAAGGUGUAAAAUGAGAUUUCUGUGUCUUUAAUCUAUGGGGAAGUUGGCUCUGAUCUAUGAAUGCACCGCCAUCUAGAGAUCAAAUUAAGUACUGUAAAGGUUUAGGGCCAAAAAAAGGCAAUGACGGGUGUGCGUGCAGUGUGGAGUCACCUCCAUACUUCUCAGCUUGUAGUUUUCAGAUAAUAUGGACUAGUCACGGGGACGUCGUAUGCAAGUGUAUCAGUAAAUGUAGACAUUAGCUAAUGUUAGGUGGCUAAGUUAGCUGAAUAAAUAACAAUAUCAAGUCACAGGAAAGAGUUUUAGCUAAUGUUAGCCAGCCACGUCAGCGGAAUUAAUAAGAAUAUGGAGUCACGGUUAAGUGUUUUUUUAUGUGGUGAGCAGAGAGGUUUGGACUCGAAAUUGCACUCGUACACUCUUGGAUAAAAGUGUUGUACAGUGCAAUUCCCAAAGUAGCCAAUAGGUGGCAUAUUGAACGUGCAAAUCUCUUUCUGAUGUAGGAGGUCAAAGGUUAGCGUUUUUUUUUUUUUUUUUUUUUUUUGGGGUGGGGGGGGUUGUACCAUAAAUCUGACUCCAGGAAAGAAUCACAUUCACAAGCAGUGUGUCUGCACACAACUGUCAAAUUCCUGCGGAGAAUUAUGUUAUAAUGCAUUGUAAUAAGUCCCUAUUUCACUUUCACUCAUUGUCUCAUUAUGUGCUGUACACUCUCAGACAAACACGUAACUCCUUUAAGGGUAAAAUGCCUUGUCACUGGGGUGGUACUUUAAUUAAACAAGUUUUUCACAAAUUGAGAAGAAUA